This is a messenger RNA of Platichthys flesus (European flounder), 15828 nucleotides long. It is a transcript of the gene shank3a, whose product is annotated as SH3 and multiple ankyrin repeat domains 3a. Lineage: Eukaryota; Metazoa; Chordata; Actinopteri; Pleuronectiformes; Pleuronectidae. Gene Ontology annotation, molecular function: ionotropic glutamate receptor binding; synaptic receptor adaptor activity. Bases 5472 to 11354 code for a protein of 1960 amino acids. The transcript is spliced from 24 exons. The record is from RefSeq and is a predicted model, not a curated record. Gene Ontology annotation, cellular component: postsynaptic density; dendritic spine; postsynaptic membrane.
AAAAUGCUGCAGGGAGAAAUACUUUCUCAUUCAUUGCGCUGUCAACAGUCAGUCAGUGGUGAUGUCUUCUUAAAUGUUUAAUCGUAUUAAAAGUAUUGAAUAUUGAAUAAGCCACACGUUUUGCAGGGUUUCCUCUAACUGUACUUUUACGCACAAAAUAUAUAUAGCAAAAUACUGCUUGAACGGUCUCAUAGAGAAGCUCCAUUUCUACCAGGGAGAGGUGAUUGGCACAACUGAGACUAGUUGGCCAAUCAACUCUCCCUCGAUUCAGAAGGCAGCAGCUAAGCGGCCAGAAGGAGAUAUGGAGACACAGACACAUGGGGGGAGAGACACACGAGAGAGUGUUGAGAGCUUAACUGAAAAGCAAAAGAUUUUCAGUUUAGUUUUGAAUUUGAGUUUGCCCCGUGUGUUCUGAAGGAAUAAAGUACACUGAAAAGUGAAUGGUUCCUCUCUGGCUUGUAUGGUGAGAACCCUGUGGCAUCAACAUGUGCCACUAGAAGAAGUUUUGGCUAAAAGAACAACAUGUCUUUAAUUUGGAACUGUAUCGGAUACAAUAAAGAUGACCUGUUACAAACACAGGUACCAUGCAAGUCCUAACGAACACUUGUGGUAACCACCAGAGGAAACACAACUAAUCUCCAUAGCCACCUACAAGACAAGCUCAGAGAUCAGCGAACAGUGUAAGAAAUCUUCUGUAAGCAAGGCAAACCUACUCACGUUAAGUCAAGUAGCAGCAAAACAGUCCAAUAGUUUUGCAACUCCUAAUGGAAAAACCCCAAAGCGCUACAAAGAAAGAACAGAGGCAAUCUGCUCUCACUUGAUCUAAUAAACACUCAUCACAAGUUAUCAGUCCAUGAAGUAACUUACGGUUUGUUUGAUUCGCUCCAGAGUUUAUGAGACUGCAUUAAACAUCAUGAAAAAUGACUAGUGCUGUCAAUAGAUUAAAAUAUUUAAUCGCGAUUAAUCGCAUUUAUGUCAUAGUUAACUCAAAACUAAUCGCGAUUAAUCGCAAAUUUGUAUCUAUUCUAAAUGUCCCUUCAUUUAUUUUGUCCCCAUAAUUUUUUUUCAACAUGGACAAGUGGAUUGGCUUGCUUCAUGGAAAUGUUUUAUUUUAUUGAAAAACAUCAUUGCCAAACAGGGCGCUACAAAAUAAAAUUAUAAAGUGCACAUUUCAGGUAAACAAGGACUCAGCCUAUAGUGCAGUUAAACCAUGGCUUAAUAUUUUCUUUUUUUCAAGUUUGCUGUGAACAUAGCAGUCAGGCCUCUCAAACAGACAAGCAACAAAAUAACAAACAGACAAAAUACACAGGCAAGUGUCGGCCUACUUUGAAAUAAAUUAAACACCGAACUGUGUAGGGCUAUUUGAGUCCUCCCAAUAUUUGUGGGAAAUGUAUGAAAUAAGAAGUCCCUGUUUGUUAAAUAAAUAAAAACAUAUAGCUGUAGCCUAAUAGCUUAAAAAUUUAUAUUUUAGUUGGCGAAAUAUUAAAACAAAAAGCGAGAGCAGGUCAGACUGGAGACGAACACAGAUACUGAAGCUCGAUAGAAACCAACUGCAGCUUCUGCACUGAUCGAGAAGCUUCAGCGCUGAUCUCUGAUCAGCUGAGACCAGAGAAACUCUGUGUUUUCACUGUUUCCAUAGUUAAGAAGCAGUGAGUCACUGAGCUCUGAUCUCACUGUGUCUCUCUGAGCGAGUGCGCGGGUGCAGGGGGCGGGGCUACAGUGCGCUAUCUGGAACCACACAGACACACACACUCACCCGUUCCUUGUCCUUCAUGACGGCCUGAUACGAUGAUGUUUUGUUGUGACUUAGUCAACCAGCAACAUGCAAAAGCGUGUGUCAUACGGCGAAAGAGUGAGAGUUGGCAGCUCUGCGUUAAUCUCGCGAUAAAAAAAUUAACGCUGUUAAAAUGGGUUUGCGUUAACGCCGUUAAUAACGCGUUAAACUGACAGCACUAAAAAUGACUCAACAUUUUGUUCUCAGUACAACACAAGACGUGACCCAGGACUGUGCGACGCGCAGACAUGAUCCAACACCAUAAAUUAAUGACUAAACACAUAAUCAUAAGGUUUUUAUCUGAAUCAUCCCAAUAAACAAUGGAACAAACUAACGUGAACUUGUUCAUCUUCAUCUGCAUGAACUGAAUGAACUAGUUAAUUUUAGGUGUGAACUGGCACAACACUGAGUAUAACUAAAUGAAAACUUUAUAAGCUGUGUUAUCCAGACAUUUCCCAUAAAUGCAUCAGUGAAAAUAUAGCGCUUGGAUUACGUGAGGUGUUAGCCAGCAGGGAUUUACAUGAUGACCGGCAAGUGAAUAUCACCACGGACAACGGCACCAACAUUGUGAAGGCCAACGAACUCAACAACUGUGUCAGGCUUCAGGCUACAUCUGGCCAUCGGUAAGUGUGUACAUGGCUGGGGGAAUUAACCGAUCUGCUUGUCACUCUAACGAUACUGUAUCAUUUAGUCUUAGUUUUUUGCAAAUUGAAAAUGUAUGAUUAUUUGUUGAUAUUGUCGUGUAUUCGUUAGAGUAAAACAAAAUAUAAUAUAACCAUUUUGUGUGGGAGGGGACAACGGUUGAAGGGAGAGGAGAGGCUAGAGUGGACAAUACACACAUGGAAGGACACAUUUUAUUGAAGUGAUGGUGUAGGGUAGCUUAAAGAGCAAAGUGAGAUGGAUGAAAAAUGAACAGCAGAGGCUUUGUAUUGUAUAGCAUGUUGUUAUAUAACCUAUUGAUUUUAAGCUCAUGCACACACAAGCUAGACUACUAAAUGGUAGGGUGUUGUAGUCUUGCUCAAAUGUUGUAGUAUCGGUAUUAUUAGUCUUCAAUUAUUGAAGUUAUAAAACUAAGUUAUAUAUUGCAGUUGAUGUUUUUUAUAUGAUUUAAUUCAUAAUUGUGUCUUCUCCCCACUAAAGAUUAUGGCUGCAUUGCUUGAGCUACUGGGCUUUGCAAAAAGUUGACGGGACAUUUCUUCCACAGCUGGCAAUAGAAAGUGGCACAGAAAGAAGCACAGCAGGAGCACAACCUCCCAGAGCACUCGCUCAUCACAGAAUGACCCACUAGGUGAGAUUCCAGGCAAAAGAUGAUCGAAAGAGUCCUGGAGCAGCACUGGGCAAUAUCUGACAUUUUCCCCUCAGACAGAAAAUCCAGGCUUUUGGUCCUUAACUGGCAAGACAUGAAUUCAAGGCAGCUGUAUCAGCAGUGAAAAGGUCGCAGACAUAAUGAUCAGGGUGAUGUCAGAAAUGGAAGCAACAGCAUGGAAGGACAGAGGCCCCACUGACCCAGAGGCCCAGAGCACGCAUUCACCCAGUGCCACUCUGAAGAAGGCAAAAUACAUCACUGGCAGUUUCUUCAAGACAACCCCAGUCACUUCCUCAUCUUCUGUCCACCUGGAGCAAGCUGUAGAAGCUGAACAGCUAGUUGCUGUCCCCCACCCCACACAGACAAUGAGGUGGAUCCUCUGGCUUAGUGGAAGCUCCAUCCAGUCAGCCUCCCACAGCUGAGUAAACUAGGGAGUUUCUCUAUACACCUGCAAGUUGUUCACCCUCAAAGAGAAUUUUUGUAUAUCAGGAAUUGUUUGCACCCUUUACUCUACUUAAUCCCAAUUCUCAUACCCCGCCUACUCGGUAGCUUUACAUGCCCCAAAAUGUGGCUAGUCAAUUGAAUGUGUUGUUUUAUUUAACUUGACCUGUUCACCCAAUCUAUAUAUUACACCUUUUUUCUUUAAUGUUAGAUUUUUAGUGAGAUAUUGGAUGAUUUAAGCAGAGUAUUAAAGUAGAAUUUCAGAGGGUUUUAACUAGAGCUGUGAAAAAUAACGCGUUAACCCGUUAUGAUUAAAUUACAGGAUUAAUUCGUUUUUUUUACGCAUUUAACGCAUGCGCAGAAGGAACUUCCAAUUCCGCAGCCUCUGCACUAGUCGCCGCUCUAAUGCAGUCAGACGGCAGCUGCUAUUCAAACAAACAACAUGGAUAAUUCUGAUGAACCUGAGGACCUUCUGGAUGGAAAGAUCGUGUUCCAAAAAAACAAAGAUCGAACAUUCAAUAAAACCAAGGUGAUAUGCACACUCUGCGGGAAGAUGUUAUCGUUUCCACCGCAACGUGAAGCAUGCGUUGGUCAGUGAGGGGAGUUCAAGUGGAAUGCGCCAAACCAGACUCAUUCGCAGGACACAUUGUGCAAAAGAAGCGGUAAGCUUUACUGUCAGAGAAUUUGAACAAGUUAGUUUGCCUCACCAACUGGCUAAAGAACGACUAGCUAAGAGGGCCUUUAGAGGCAUUAGAUUGUGUCAUGGUGUGGUUAAUGGUUGUUUGACAAAAAAUAUAAAAAAAUUCAACCAUCCUAUAAAAAGAAUGGCUAAGAAGCCCAAAUUAUUUUUGAUUUAAAAAAAAAAAAAAAAAAAAAAAGUUUUAUUCAACCACACAAUGGCUAAGAAGCCAGAAUUCUGUUUAGGAUGAAGAUUAUAUUAAUGUUCCAUAUGGAAUAGCAAAGAGAACUGAUAAAGAACUGCUGAGUUCUAGCACCGUUGUUUUGUUUAUUGAUGAAUAUAAAAAGAAAACAUGUUAAAUGUUUUUCAGUCUUUUGUCAUAAAUCUUUUUGUUUUCACAAAAAUAUACCGAGAAAAUCAGUAAUGUGAUUAAUCAUGAUUAAUCCAUAGAAACCUGUGAUUAAUUUGAUUAAACAUUUUAAUCAUUUCACAGCCCUAGUUUUAACUACUACUUAACUACACCCUGGUGGUGGAACAGAAGUAUGAAAUAGCAUAAUAUUUAAAUACUCGAGGUACUUGAGGUACAAGUAGCUCAAACUUCUACUGGAGGACAGUUAAUCAUUAAAUGUACAUUGUGAUUUUCCACUAAUGCAUGACAGUCAUAAACCAUAUAAUUGAUUUUGGAUGACGUUUUCUGUUUAGUCCCAGUGUACAAGGCCUGUAUGAUGAAACAUAAAUAAAACAUUUAAUAGAAAGAACUCUCAAAAAACCUUUCAGUUUGUUCUGUGUCUGUCACUGUUUAUCCAUCUCUGGGGGGCAUCCCUGAUCAAAUCAUUGCCUGGUAAAGUGAAGCAGGAAGGCCAAACCCAACCAAACAACGAUCUGGACAAAUACCAACCAGCUUCCCCUGCAUAGCCUGGACUGUGGCUCAUUUCUGCAAAUUGCCUCAUGAUUAUCUAUUGUGCAAAUCACAGAUUAGAGUUACAUCAUUUGACUCUAUUCUAUCAAUUGUCUUGCUUUAUCUCAGAAUCUGUUUUAUUUCCAGUUUCAUUUGUACUUAUAUUCUCUUUGUGUUUUUACCACCUCCUCUUUGCCCAUUCCCUCUCUGCCACCCUCCUUCUCUGCCUCUCUCUCUCCCUCCCUCUUGUUUCUCGCAGGCAAAUGAUGCACGCUGCAAGCUUAGUGUGCGUGUAGUGUGAGCGAGAGUCAUUGGUGUGUGUGUGUGUGUGGAGAGAGAGAGAGAGACAUAGAUUGAGCCCCUAACACAGAGCAUGCCUCUGCGUCCGGCAGCCGGCAAACAUGAGCCACCCAGCCCUCCACGGCAGGACCAGCAGCAGCAGCAGCACACAUACUCACACACACACCCUCACACACACACAGCAAACGGCAGCCGGGGGGCCAGCACUGACAGCAGCAGCUCCCGGGAAGAGGACAGCGGCGUUCCUGUUCCUGACGGUGUUCCGGCUUUCUGUCCCGGUGCACAGCAGAGCCACAGUGCAAGAGCACCCAUGGAGGAACCCACAGGCAAUACUGUGGUCAUCCGCAUUGGUAUCCCAGACCUACAACAGACGAAAUGUAUGAAAUUCAAUGUGGAUGUUCCUAUCUGGCUGUCCAAGCAGAGAAUCCUGUGCACUCUAAACCACAGCUUGAAGGAUGUCCUCAACUAUGGCCUAUUCCAGCCAGCUUACAAUGGCAAGGCUGGCAAAUUUCUGGAUGAGGAGAGACAGCUAAGGGAAUACCCCUUUCCAUCCAUCGCCCCUGUACCUUACCUGGAGUUCCGCUAUAAAAGACGUGUCUACACUCAGACUCACCUGGAUGAAAAGCAGCUCUCAAAGCUCCACACCAAGGCAAACUUGAAGAAGUUUAUGGAGUAUGUGCAGCAGAGAAACAUUGAAAAGGUUUCAAGGUUCCUGGAGAAAGGCCUGGACCCAAACUUCCAUGAUCCAGACACAGGAGAAUGUCCUUUAACACUGGCGGCACAGCUGGAGGGAUGUGCAGAUCUCAUCAAGGUGCUGAAGAGUGGAGGGGCACAUGUGGACUUCAGAACAAAGGAUGGCAUUACUGCUUUACACAAGUCUGUGCGCAGCAAGAACCAUACAGCGCUCAUAACGCUGUUGGACUUGGGCGCAUCACCUGACUAUAAAGACAGUAGGGGGUUGACUCCUCUGUACCACAGCUCGAUGGUUGGAGGAGACCCCUACUGCUGUGAGCUGCUGCUGCACGAUCAUGCCCAGGUCGGCUGUGUGGAUGAGAAUGGCUGGCAGGAGAUACACCAGGCAUGCCGCUAUGGCCAUGUGCAACACCUGGAACAUCUGCUGUUCUACGGAGCUGACAUGAGUGCUCAGAAUGCAUCUGGAAACACUGCUCUGCACGUGUGUGCUCUCUACAACCAGGAUAGCUGUACGCGAGUUCUCCUGUUCCGAGGGGCCAAUAAAGAGAUGAAGAACUACAACAGCCAGACUGCCUUUCAGGUGGCUAUCAUCGCAGGAAACUUUGAUCUGGCUGAAAUCAUAAAAGUCCACAAAGUAUCAGACGUUGUACCUUUCAGGGAGACCCCCUCCUACACCAACCGUCGACGUAUGAUCGCUGGCCAACUGCCCUCACCACGUUCCUUGCUCCGAUCCGCGAGUGACAACAAUCUGAACGGGGACCACGAUCACAUCCACAGUCAGGCUCCCCGAGAAAUUCGAGGCCGCCAGGGUCACUCCCCUGUCCCCUCACUGCGCAGUCUGCCAGCUUUUGGGCAGCAACACAGCAGCUUUGGAGAGAGCCGUCAUGGCGAGAUGCCUGACAGCAGUCUCCAGAGUACUGGCAGCUCAAGAUCCUCCCAUUCACGUUCGCCUUCACUACACCACAUGCAUGAAGAGGACAAGCCGAUUCCCAGAAGGUCCCACAGCCAUGGCUACCCUCACGGACACGGCCCUCGUGGAAGACUCAGCCCCGGCUCGGUGCAGCGAGAUCCGAGCCCCCCUCAUCACACACCUCCAGCGCUGACAGGUCCCCGUGGGCCCAAACGGAAACUCUACAGUGCUGUCCCAGGACGUACCUUCAUCGUGGUCAAGCCUUACACGCCACAGGGGGAGGGAGAAAUCCAACUCAACCGUGGAGAGAGGGUCAAAGUGCUGAGUAUUGGAGAAGGAGGUUUCUGGGAGGGCACGGUCAAAGGAAGGACAGGAUGGUUUCCAGCAGACUGUGUGGAAGAAGUUCAGAUGAGGCAGUUUGACCCUCGGCUGGAGACUCGGGAAGACCGCACCAAGAGACUGUUCAGACACUACACUGUGGGAUCCUAUGACAACUUCACCUCAUACAGCGACUAUAUCAUAGAGGAGAAAAAUGCUGUUUUGCAGAAAAAAGAAAAUGAAGGAUUUGGCUUUGUUUUGCGAGGAGCCAAAGCUGAGACGCCCAUUGAAGAGUUCACUCCGACCCCAGCAUUCCCUGCCCUGCAGUACCUGGAGUCUGUGGAUGUGGAGGGGGUGGCCUGGAGGGCUGGUCUGAGGACAGGAGACUUCCUCAUUGAGGUAAAUGGGGUGAAUGUAGUGAAGGUGGGCCACAAGCAGGUGGUGUCCUUAAUCCGGCAAGGGGGCAACAGGCUGCUGAUGAAGGUGGUGUCUGUCACACGCAAACCCGAGUCUGAAGAAGUCAUUCGUAAAAAAGCUCCCCCUCCACCUAAAAGAGCUCCUAGCACCACCCUGACACUGCGCUCCAAGUCCAUGACCGCUGAGCUCGAGGAACUGGAGAGACUAGACGAGAUGUUGGCAUCCCAAGAGUCUAUGUUACGUUCUCAGCCCUUGGAGGCAGAUUACAGAGCAGCCACUGUCAAACAACGGCCUACCAGCAGGAGAAUAACACCAGCAGAGAUCAGUUCACUGUUUGAGAGGCAGGGGAUGACUCUACAUGGAGGUCUUCACCCGGGCAUGGAGAGAGGUCACAUACCACUACCAAAGGGGAUGUCCAGGACCAAGUCUUUUGGUGCCACUGAGGAGGAUCGACUGUCUGCCCUGGCAGGCGAGCACCGAUUUCCCCGUAGUUCCUCUAUGACAGACAGCCUCCGAGACCACUCGCAACCCCAUCCCAUCCCGCCACCUCCACAGACAGCACCUCCUCCUCCUCCUUACUACAUAGACACUGGUCCUCCCCCAGCCUUUUGCCCCCCUCCUCCCCCAUCUAGGACUCAAAGUCAGGGCCAUGAGCCUGGAGGACGCUCCAGCUUCAAGCCCACCUCCUUGGACCUGCCUUACGAGGCUGCUCAGCGGCAGGCCACACACUUAGAGAGACAGAAAAAAGCCCGCUCCAUGAUCAUCCUCCAGGACUCUUCCCAUCUACCCGUAGAACCUACAGAAAUCCCCCGACCCUCUGUUGCUACUCCACCUGAGCGCAUCAAAAGGAAGGGUCGGGUUAUUGACAACCCUUAUGCUAAUGUGGGUCAAUUUAGUAUUGGACUGUACACACCUACCAAGCCCCAGAGGAAGAAAAGUCCCCUGGUAAAACAACUACAGGUGGAAGAUGCACAAGAAAAAGCUAGUUUGGCCUUAGCUGCUGCCCACUCCAGAGACAGCUCACCCUCAGGACGACACCAAUAUACCCAUGGGCAUACACACACCAGCCGUGCAGACUACUACCAGCAGCAGCUGAUGGCAGAGCGAGAACGUUUGCGUGCCCAGGGAGAGAUGAUGUUUCAGGGUAAGGGCCCCUUUGCUGCAGCAAUUGCUGGAGCAGUAAAAGAUCGUGAGCGCCGCCUAGAAGAACGGAGGAAAUCCACAGUCUUCCUUUCUGUUGGUACCAUGGAGGGGGCAUCUUCCACCAGCUGCGAUGCCCCCUCUCUGACUCAGUCUCACUCCAUUGAUGAGCGAUUGCUCACCAGAGAGCUGGGUCACCUGCCUCCGCCUGCCUUGGCCCUGAGCCCCUCACCUAGUGGGACCACUUUCAUUCAUCCGCUCACAGGAAAACCCCUCGACCCAAACUCACCACUUGCUCUUGCGCUGGCCGCAAGGGAGAGGGCACUGACCCAGUCCCCAACUAGCAGCCCAGAGCCUAGGACUAAACAGGAGCGGGUAGGCCAGGGCAUAAUAUUCAUUGACGCUCAGACCAAAGAGUCUCCACAUGAAGGGGCACCUACAUCUCCCCCUUUCUCUCCCAAAAACACCAAGGCAGCAGGGUAUGGAGUUGGAGCCUCCCCAGCAUCCAUUUUAGUUCACCAGCCUACUAAGCAGUGGGCCCCCUCACAGUCACCUGUAUCGUUUCGGCAGGAGAUGGAGGCCAGAGUAGAGGAGAGAAAGGAGGAGAAAAGACUAGAGGAUAAAAAAAGUAUGUUGAUCAGUAUUAUGGAUACAUCGCAGCAAAAGACAGCAGGACUCAUUAUGGUUCAUGCCACCAGUAAUGGCCAGGCUGUUGGGGUAGGCUCAGAAAUAGAACAGACCCCUGCCCCUGCUUCAAUUGAGCCCAGCAAAUCUCCAAGUCCACGGGCUAAAUCUCCCAGUCCCACAGCCUCCCAGCCCAAGCUCCUGCCUCAAACUCAGCAUCCUGCAAGUCCUGCCCAAGACAAGAGUCUGGUUCAGGGAAGCUCCGAGGAAGAUGUGGAUCCGUACACAGUGACACUGCCUCCUGUAAUUUUGUCCUCAAGUGAUGAGGAAACAAGAGAGGAGCUACGGAAGAUUGGAGUCGUUCCACCACCAGAUGAGUUUGCUAAUGGGCUACUGGCACGGGCAAAGGAGACUCCAGUGUCCCCAGCUAAACCUGCCACCCCUCCCACAGCCCCUGCAAUACCAACAUCCCAAACUCCCUCUACCCCAACAACCCCGACUGUGACCCCCACCCAGCAUCAGGCUCCCAAGCCCCCACCACCACCCAGUGCAGCAGCUGUCUCAGGGAAGACCUUUUACCCUCGGGAGCCCCCACCGGUGGGCGAGUCUGGCUCUGCGGCCGACUCAGGCGUGGAGGAGGCUGACACGCGCAGCUCAAGUGACAGAGAGCGAGACCACCAUCUCGAGACCACCAGCACCGUCUCCACAGUUUCCAGCAUGUCCACGUUGUCCUCAGAAAGCGGCGAGCCUGCCGACACUCACACCACCCAUACCUCCUAUGCUGAAGGACAGACUUUUGUGCUCGACAAGCCGCCAGUGCCUCCUAAGCCUCGACUUAAGUCCCAGAUAGGUGGCAGUAAAGGCCCUGUCACCUUCAGGGACCCUCUGCUGAAGCAGAGCUCUGACAGUGAGCUGCUGUCACAGCAACAGGCUGCUGCCUUGGCUGCUGCCGCGGCAGGAGGAGCUGGGCUCCCCUUAGGUGGUUCAGCCUCAGUGACUGGACUAGGUCCCACCAAGCCGCGCUACCUCUUCCAGCGGAGGUCCAAGCUAUGGGGAGACCCAGUGGAACCCCGUGGGCCAGGAGUGGGGCUAGGUAUUGGGAGUUUGGGUAAUCUUGGUGGGCUCGGACUGGGGCUGGGUGCAGAUGAGGGAGCAAAACCAUCUGUUAUAGGGGAGCUCAGUUCACGACUCCAGCAGCUAAAUAAAGACACUAGAUCACUAGGAGAGGAACCACUGGGCGCAUCACUUGACCCAGGGAGGAAGUCACCUGUCGCAGGUGCCAGACUUUUCAGCAGCCUAGGCGAGCUCCACACCAUUUCUCAACGAAGUUAUGGCACCACAUUCGCCAUCCGCCCUGGAAGCCGUUAUCCCGUCACCCGACGCACCCUCAGCCCAGGUUCAGGCUCGCCUGAUCGGGGCGACCCCCUUGGAAGAUUUUCAGGCUACGGCCUGCCUCCCUCACCAACAACACCACCGCAAACCAUCCUCAAAUCCUCCAGCCUCAGCCUGCCCCAGGAGCCUAAAGAGGUCCGCUUUGUCAUGAGGAGCUCCAGCGCCCGUGCCCGCUCUCGCUCCCCUUCCCCCUCACCCUCCCAUUCACCAGGGCUGGGUUCACCACUUUUAGCCCUGCGGCCCUUCCACCAAAAACCCCUUCACCUCUGGAACAAGUACGACGUCGGAGACUGGUUGGAUAGCAUCAACCUGGGUGAGCACAGAGCAGGGUUUCAGGAACAUGAGAUCGAAGGCUCUCAUCUUCCAGCUCUGACCAAGGACGACUUUGCAGAACUGGGAGUGACACGAGUUGGACAUCGCAUGAACAUUGAACGAGCACUGAAACUGCUUCUGGAGAGUUGACCCCUGCCUGGGGACAGAGCAACAGUUGGAGAGGAAGAUUCGGAUUGAACUGGGAAGAUACAGAGCUAUUGAAAGGACAGAAAAGAGAACAGAUAAUUAACGCUCCUCUUUUACUCUGGCUGCUUUUAUUUUCUUCAUCACUAAUGUUUACUUAUGGUCCUUAGUGACACUUUUCCUUCCCAUCCUGCAUAAAUACCCUGCACCUGGCACUGCACUGAAGACGAGGAGUCAACGCUCUACUCGGCCCUUUGUAUCUGCCCAACUCCUCGCCCACAUCAGAUCAGACUUCAAAAUGGGCUCUGGUGUUUCUUUACCGAGCAGAAUUACAUGAGCUCCAAUUUAAAAUUUGAUUAGUGAAAGCUUCAGUUGGUCCCUGACUAACACCCACACGUUCACUGUUCCCUCCUCUCCUUCUCUACCUCUGUCCCGCCAUCCACCAGGCCUUUGAAGGCCUUCGAAGUUUGAGUAAAGGAGGAGGAGGAGGAAGAGAUUUUGUUCCAAACACAGAUCUCAGUUGCCUUUCAAAUAAUUUCUACAGAGAUCAACAGUGAUGAACACGCGACUAAGGACGUAGUGUUGACACAGCUCUGACGAGGUGUGUCGUCUCUAUAACCUGCUGUUGUUUUUAAACCGAAGACUUUCGAGCCCAGAGGUGGAGCUCCACCAAGUAAACCACGGGAGAAAACCCCUCCGCCUUGGUACCCAGACUGUGCUAUCUAUUAUAUUUGGAGAAUGUUUAACCAACACUCGUGGCUUUUUUCAUAAUCAAUUUUUUGGUUUUUCCAAAGGGAAUAUUAUAUAUAGGUAUUAUAUAAUAUGAUAUAUAUGUAUCUAAAUAUAGCUUUCAGAAGAAAAGACAAUGUCGCAAAGCGGAAAUGUAAUAAAUUAAUCUUCGCCUGUUUUUGGUUUUUAGUAUAGAGGGCAAAGAGAAAUCUUUAAAUUUAUUCCACCAAUAGUUUACUCAUUUCUACCAAUUAUAUACAUAUAUAUAAAUAUAUAUAUUUUAAAGAAAAAGUAUAUAGAUAUGGAAAUUAAAUUUUUUGUCAUAGAUAUACAAUUUUCCAUAUGGUCACCCUAUCUUGAACCGUAGCAUGACAAGUUGCAUCAUGGUGUUGAACAGAGAGUUUGUCGUUUGUUUUUAUUUUUCUUACAGUCUUCCUUCAUACUAAAGGGCAUCCCGUAAUGUGAGGCUGAGGCCGCACGUGACACCCAUCCCCACCGCCUCUUCUGCUUCAGAGCUCACCAGCGUCUCGGAUUUAUCCAACUGAUUAGACAGGGGGGGGGGGGGGGGUCGUCAUCUUAUGCCUGUUAAUCACUCAGAGAUGGAAGUUUGGGGCACUAGCAUGGAGGGGUUGUUGGCUGUUUUAUCAUCACUUCAAAUUCUUACCUGCAAGGACAUUUUAACACCACAGCAUUGUCAAAAACGUUAGACGGCUAGUGAAGAAAUUUCCAUCCUGCGACCCCUGAGGAUGCUUCUCAGACUGAGCUGCACGAGGUCUGAAAGCAGGUCAGGAAACGGAAACAUUGGGGUUUUUCUCAUCAAUUGCAGAGAGGAAAUGACUGCGGAUGUAGGGCAGACAUCUUGUAAAGAUUUAAUUUUCCUAGAUAAUGGAACCAGUUAAGUGUGUGAACCUGAAUAAAUUUGGCUUAAAUUUAUUAUUUCCCUUAAAAUCUAACCAACAAAAAAACUUGCCACACAAGGCCUCAAAUGACCUGGACGUACAGAAUCUGAAAAGAGACGACUGGAAAUGUGGCUCAUCAGGCCCUGGGGAUGGGAACUCUUCUGUAAGGUCUUAAAGAAAAUUCAGUAUUUUUACAACCUGUCAGUGUCUUGCUACAUCGCUGCUUCUCUGUAUCUCUGCAAUUUACUUAGUGAGUAAAAUAUUAUCAUUAACAGCAGCAGCCAGAACUUUUACCAUAAGACCCAGGUUGUAAAUAUAAAAAAAAAAAAAAAACAGGAACAAAAACUGAAUUUUCCUUUAACAAUAUAAAAUCUAUAAUUGUACUCAUGAGUAGCUUCUGCUGGCAGUGAGAAACAGUGAGUUUUAUUCACGACAACAACAAAGCAUUUUAUCCAUUUCCUCUAUUACCACAAAACCACCUCCAUACAGCAGCAGGACGCCACGGCACUCCUUCCUGGCGGUGAGUUGUGUACAUUUAUCUUUUCUCUUCUUUUGAACAGUUUGUAAAAGCAGGUUGUGAAUAUAACGUGGUAUCUGGGUUGUAGGAAUAGCACUCACUGCCUCACUGUGACCUCACUGAUUAUUUUAAUUUCUGACUCCAGUGUUUUUGUCCUCAAACUCAUUUGGACUUGUUUUUGUUAAGGGUUGUUUGAUUAUUAUUUUUUUGUGUGUGUGUUGAUUUGUUACCCUCAGACACUGGGGGGGUUGAUUUUGUAGCGUGUGAAACAUGAUACUUAAAUUUCUUCACUCAUUUGAAUUUUAGAGUGACGGAAAAAGAAAAAACUGAUAUCCUGUCCAUUCUAAACAUACUGACACUUGUAAAAAUGAACAAACUACAAAUGUUUCUUCUUUUUUUUUUAAAGAUCACAAGCAAUGUAUAUACGAUAGAUUUCAUAUAAAUUUUUGAAAAACAAAAAGUAUAUAGAUCUAUAUAUGAAUGUUUGGCAUAUAUGCAUAGUUAAUCACCUCUGGAAAAGGUGAGCAGAUUUUAUUCUUUCUAUGAACUCUUGAACUUUUGAACUCUGAACUAUGAACUAGGGGAUGAUUUGCACAAAACAAGGUGACAAGGUGCUAACAUUAAAAGCCACCCCAUCGUUCAAGCGCAUGCGUGCAUCUGGAUUCCCUGAAUCUCUGUGUGUGUGUGCGGUCGCUCCUCCUCAGCGUGUUUACAGCUGUGUGAAUGUGUGCAGAUGCAUGUUUCCAUUUUGUGUGUGUGUGAGAGUGUCGAUGAGGAUACACAUGACAGUGAGAGAGUGUGUGGUUGAUUACUAGGGUUCACAUCACUGAAGUUAGUCCACUAUAGCCUUACUGUGAUACGAUCAGAGAUUCCCGGCAGUGGCUGUGUCACACAAACACGCACACAGACAAUAGGUACACACAUAUACAGAACAAUGCACACACUCACCUUCGACUCCAGACCGAACAUAAUUGUUUUCAUGUUUCGUUCUGAGCGGCAUCUUCAGACGUGGACUGUCCUGCCCCAGAGGAAGGGAGGGGCAGAAAGAGGGAGCGCGAUCACCCAGGGGAUACUGAAUGAAACCAAACCAUUGUUAACAUUUUCUUACUGUAACUCACCUUGGAAGUGUGUAGCUGAAGUCUGUGCACAGUCACUGUUUUGUACGCCCAUUCCCAGAUGGCAUUUGCGCUCCUUACCCUCCACUCUGUCUGGCAGCACUCCUUUUUCCUUUUUCAGACAUUGGGUUUCUGAGUUUUUUUGGGUUAUGCUAUAUGAGGUGACCCAGUGAGGAGGAAACGACACAAAGAAAAAAAAUGUGCCAAAAAAUAAACUUUUAACUGUAUAUUUGUCUUUGCUUUAGGACUAUCUUAGUUACAGCAUUCUUGAGCUGUUAGACUCAAUAAUAUGGUGCCAUCUCCUGGAAAUCUUGAGAACUACAGACAUUUGUGAGAUCCUUCAGUAUUUCCGACAGGUGGAAAUACAGUCAUUGUUAUUCUUUUCUGAAGAUACAGGAUAUAUGUGUAUAUGAUAAAUGUAUAUAUACACAUGUAUCCUGUGUGUAUCUUACCUGUGAGCUUUGCAACAACAUGGUUUCUAUUUAACAUUGAGACAAAGUAUCAAAACUGCUUGAUUUUACUGUGAUGAUGAAGGUUAUUAUCCGGCUUGACUUACUGUUCCCCUAUAAAUACAAAGAGAUGACAUGUGCAGUCUGGACUCACACAGGCUGAUGUGCUGAGGAGCCACAAUGCUGUAGUGAAUACCUGGUUGGGUUGUUGUGUAAGUUUACCAAAUUAACAGAUGCAAAAUGAGCAGCGUGUAACAGAUUUACACGUCAUUAGGUCAAAUAAGUUCAACGAGGGGGUUUAUCUUUGUCUUAUUUUCUAAUCAACAAAGCACAAUCUACAUAGUGUAGGGGGAGCAGUUUUUAAAAACCCACUGGGCUCCGGUCACUCACCGGAACCAGUGAUCUAAUCAUGAAAGGGUUUUUUUCUUUCAUUGUUGGUUUUCUCCUUGUUUGCACUGUGAAGUUUAGAAUGGUGGACGUAUCGCUGCAACACCUCAGCCUUGUCUCACAGGGGUCACGUCCCCUUCUCGGCAUCUGACGAGCAGGAAAAUCAUCAAACUAUUCUCCAAGCGAGUGACGCAUUACUGAUACGAUUUCAAUACGCAAAAAACUUGAAAGUUGAACCGAGAGCACGCAAGAAGCUACCUAGUAAUACUCCGAGAAAGGGUGACAGUGAAGUCUGAGGCAAGAUCUGAGAUGUUGCCCAGGAUAUCUCCAUCACAGAGAUAUAUGUUUGUUAUAUUAUGUAAUAAAUUUAUAAUUAAAACAUGA